Triticum turgidum subsp. durum (durum wheat) is the source of this 1536-nucleotide messenger RNA. NCBI's taxonomy places the organism in Eukaryota, Viridiplantae, Streptophyta, Magnoliopsida, Poales, Poaceae. The record is from the annotation of a GenBank genome assembly.
AUGAUUGCGCGCGGCCUGCUCCGAUCCAAUGCCUCAUCGCAGGCAAGCAAAUUUGUGAAGUAUUUAACCAGCGCCGGGGGCUUACAAGGGCAUGCAGAGAGCUUGUCAGAUGCAUCAGUCAGACAUUUCAGCUCAGCAUCGUCUCCUCAGACGAACUCAACUGAAGAAAAUGGGUUUAAGGGGCAUGGCAUGUUGGCACCAUUCACAGCUGGAUGGCAGAGCAAUGAUGUGCAUCCGCUGGUUAUUGAGAGAUCUGAGGGGUCUUAUGUUUAUGACAUCAACGGGAAUAAGUAUCUAGAUUCUCUAGCAGGACUCUGGUGUACAGCUUUAGGUGGUAGUGAGCCUCGAUUAGUCAAAGCUGCAACUGACCAAUUAAACAAGUUGCCCUUCUAUCACUCCUUCUGGAACCGUACAACCAAACCAACAUUGGAUCUUGCAGACGACCUUCUUAGCAUGUUUACUGCAAGCAAAAUGGGAAAGGCAUUCUUCACAAAUAGCGGUUCGGAAGCAAAUGACUCACAUGUCAAACUGGUAUGGUAUUAUAACAAUGCAUUGGGGAGGCCAAACAAGAAAAAGUUUAUUGCACGAUCAAAAGCAUAUCAUGGAUCAACAUUAAUAUCAGCUAGUCUCACUGGUCUUCCUGCCCUGCACCAGAAGUUCGAUCUGCCAGCACCUUUUGUUCUGCACACAGACUGCCCUCACUACUGGCGCUUCCAUCUUCCUGGUGAGACAGAAGAAGAAUUUGCAACAAGACUUGCCAAAAAUUUAGAGGAUCUUAUCCUCAAGGAAGGACCAGAAACAAUUGCUGCGUUCAUUGCUGAGCCUGUCAUGGGUGCUGGUGGUGUCAUCCCUCCUCCAAAGACCUAUUUUGAUAAGGUUCAAGCUGUGGUUAAGAAGUAUGACAUCCUUUUCAUAGUAGAUGAGGUCAUUACCGCAUUUGGAAGGUUGGGAACCAUGUUCGGAUCUGAUAUGUAUAACAUCAAGCCAGAUUUAGUCACCUUGGCCAAGGCUCUUUCGUCUGCGUAUGUGCCCAUUGGAGCGACUCUUGUUAGCCCCGAAAUAGCAGCUGUGGUUGAUUCUCAGAGCAAUAAGCUAGGUUCAUUUGCUCAUGGCUUUACAUACUCUGGCCAUCCAGUUGCUUGUGCUGUCGCCAUUGAGGCGUUGAAAAUCUAUCGGGAAAGGAAUAUUCCUGAUCAUGUGAAGCAAAUCGCUCCACGCUUCCAGGAGGGAACGAAGGCCUUUGCAGGAAGUCCAAUUGUUGGGGAGAUCCGUGGUGUAGGAUUGAUACUCGGAACUGAGUUCGCCAAUAAUAAAUCACGAGAUGACCCAUUCCCUGCUGAAUGGGGUGUUGGUGCUAUCUUCGGACAGGAGUGCCAGAAGCGUGGCAUGCUGGUCAGGGUUGCCGGCGACAGCAUUAUGAUGUCACCGCCAUUGACAAUGACCCCUGGCGAAGUUGAUGAGCUGGUGAGCAUAUACGGAGAAGCUAUGAAGUCCACGGAGGAGAGAGUGGCGGAGCUCAAAUCGAAGAAAAACUAG